AUGACCAGCUCGUUUAUCAUACGAGUUCCAGCAACCUCGGCCAAUAUUGGUCCUGGUUUCGAUGUUGUCGGCUUGUCACUUUCACUCUAUCUCACUCUCACUGUCACCAUCGGGGAGACCUCUACCUUACCAGUGAUAACAUAUUCGGGUGAAGGAGCCGACGAAGUCCCGCUAGACCCGUACCGCAACCUCAUGACUCGCGUAGCACUCUACGUGCUACGUUGCAAUGGCCAUAGGACAUUCCCUCCCGACCUUAGUAUUCACUGCCACAACCAAAUACCUUUUGGACGCGGACUUGGCUCGUCUGGUGCAGCGGUCAUUGCAGGCGUUCUCCUCGGAGACAGUCUCGGAAAACUCAACCUUUCCCGAGAGCGAAUGUUAGACUACGCGCUCAUGGUCGAGCGCCACCCAGACAACGUGACAGCUGCACUUGUUGGAGGAUUUGUAGGAUCAUACCUUAGAGAACUAGACCCACAAGCUACUGAAGCAGCGCAAGUACCCCUCUCCGAAGUCCUCCCGGAAUACCCGUCUGAUGCUGGAGAAGACUGGGGCCUUUCCCCACCUGUUCCGCCGUUGGGAAUCGGUCACUAUGUCCGAUUUAAAUGGAACAGCAGCAUCAAAGCUGUUGCCAUUAUACCCCGAUUUGAACUUAGUACUGCAAAAGCACGAGCUGUUCUAGCCAGAGAGUUACUCGAGGAAAGAUCUGUACCCUUACCCUCGCAGGUUUUUAAUAUGCAACGAUUAGCCGUCCUCACCACAGCUCUUGGUCAGACGCCACCAGACCCAGAAUUAAUUUUUGAGGCUAUGAAAGAUCGCGUGCAUCAGCCGUAUCGAAAAACUCUUAUACCUGGCCUGCCAGCAGUUACUUCCUUAAUUACGCCUGCUUCACAUCCUGGCCUGCUUGGCAUUUGCCUCUCUGGUGCAGGGCCGACCAUCCUUGCGCUUGCAACUCACAAUUUUGAUAGUAUCGCUGGGAAAAUACAGGAAAUAUUCCAGCAGGAGCAGAUCACAGUGGAUUGGAAGAUACUGGAGGUGGCGGGAGGGAGCACCGUAGACUCUUAA
Suillus subaureus is the source of this 1062-nucleotide messenger RNA. RefSeq names its product homoserine kinase. The transcript has 3 exons. Gene Ontology annotation, biological process: L-threonine metabolic process. Gene Ontology annotation, molecular function: homoserine kinase activity; ATP binding. The coding region runs from base 1 to 1062 and encodes 353 amino acids. The record is from RefSeq and is a predicted model, not a curated record. Lineage: Eukaryota; Fungi; Basidiomycota; Agaricomycetes; Boletales; Suillaceae.